Molecule: messenger RNA, 2131 nt
Organism: Penaeus chinensis
Lineage: Eukaryota; Metazoa; Arthropoda; Malacostraca; Decapoda; Penaeidae
Gene: sel
Product: protein seele-like
Exons: 5
Coding region: 95-652 (185 amino acids)
Cellular component (GO): endoplasmic reticulum
Source: RefSeq, a predicted model, not a curated record
CCUCUCCCGCCCGGCAGCUGACAACUCUCAUAGGCCGGCGCUGGCAGCCGUACGAGUCUCCACGUGGGCCGGCGAGCGAGUGACACUAUCAAUAAUGGCAUCAUCGUGCUUCCAUCUGUUACUGCUUCUUCUGGGGGCCAGUGCUGUGUUAACAUCAAAGACACCCAAGUCAAAGGUUGUAAAAUGCGCUGUAUGUCACAGUCUCAUGACCGAGCUCCACAGUUCCAUUUCUCAGGUAGACCCCAGGAAAAAAAUAGACGUUGGUUCGUAUCGGAUCGAUGCCGAUGGAAAACAGAAAUUGUCAUCAGUGAAGUACGCUGGCUCUGAGCUGCACAUGAUGGAACUUCUGGAGUCGGUGUGUGAGAGCAUGAAGGACUAUGCACAGGCCCGGCACAAGGAAACAGGCCGACUGGAAGCUAUCAAGCUUGUAGUGGAUGGGGGUAUGAACCCACGCUUUAACGAGUAUGAAAUGGUGCAGGACCCUGAUCUCAACAAGGGUCUUGAAUUCCACUGCAACACACUUGUGGAGGAGUUUGAGGAUGAAUUGGUGGCUCACUUCAGGGAGAAUGCAGAGACUGAUGUUGAAGAUUCACAGGAGACAUUUUGCUACAAGGUGUCAGAUGUAUGCACUGGGAUCAAGGACGAAUUGUAAUGAUAAAUAGUUAGGUUUAAUCAUUCAGAGCCAUCUUAAGUAUUCCAUGUUAACAUGUUCUGUGUUAUUUUUUUACAUAGAUUUGUAUGUAAAUGUGAAAAGAAUAUGUUAUUUAUGCAUUUCUUUGUUGUCUAUUGUUUAAGAACAUUGUAAUGUAUAAUGACUUGUGAUGAAGAUAUAAAUUGAAUAAGUUAUUACAUUUAAGAAAAGAAAUUUAACUGCUGCAGAUAUAUACAAUUGAAUUAUUACAAAUGUAUAAUCCAUUAUUAUUAUUACAUGGAAAUAAAAGAAUUGGAACACUAUCAAUACUUUUCAGAUUUCAAAUUCAUUGGUUCAUCCCAACUAUGAUGAUGAUCAUUUAUUUUAGAUUACAGUAAAUGGUAUAAACAAUGAGAUUAUUCCUGGACAAACUCUGAAAACCUCUGAUAAUGAAAUUUUCUGGAUUAGAAUUGCUCAGAGAAGGACAGCCUUCUAUAUUGUAUUUAAGACUAUUAAGGACAACAUUAUAUUUUUUUUUUUUAUCCAUCAAGUGUGCUACUAAAAUAACAUGUAAAAUAAAUUUACAAUGAAAAGUUCUUAAACUUGUAUUACAUUCCUCUAAUUUGUUAUUGAUGGAAUGAAAAAAGAAAAAAAGAGAUUCUCAUCCUCUAUAUACUUCUUAUUUAUUAAGAUUCUUUUUCCCAAUAGUUGUCCUGUUGGAUAUUUUCUUUUUUUUGUGGUUUGGAAGGCACUAGUAGAAUUAGCUCAAAGCAUUUGGUGUUCAGUAGUUUAUAAACCAUGACUUCAAAACUGAUUAUAAGAAAGAGUUUUGUGUGGUAACCAAGGAACCAUAAAUAUGAAGAUGUGAGAAAAAAACGUAUAUUUUUAUAUUUGAAUAGGUAAGGUACCCUUGAAAUGGUUGUUGAAUCACAUUAUUUCUUUCUGUAUGUAAAGUGUGAAACUGCCUUUUUCAUAUUUAAGGAUUUUUCAUACCUUAAAAUCAUGGUGGAUUCUCCUGUAUACCACAUAUAUGAUGGUGAUUUUGUUUUCAGAAGCUAGUUUCAUUACAUUUUUUUGUUACAAGUUUAUAAUUUUUUUUUCACCUUAAAGGCAAAAGAAAAAAGAAAAAAAGUUAAAGUUAACAUUUAUGAAAUUUGGUUGCAUUGAAAAACUUUUUAUCUGUUAUGGUUACAGGAAUUGUUUUAAGAACAACAGUAAUCAUUAUUAUUGUUGUUUAAACAAUUCCUGUAACCAAUGAUUAGUGUUGUUUUUGUUUGUUUUUUUAGAUAUUAUUAUUACUGCUAUUAUUUUAAGCAGCAGCAUCAUUAUUUAUUAUUGUUAUGCACUGACAAAGAUGAAUGUGUAUUUAAGUAAACAAAUUUGUGAUGGAUUUUGUAAGAUUGUGUAGUGGUGGGGCAUUUUACAUUAUUUUGUCAUUUGUACGGUCUAAAAUGGAAAUGGGUUGUUUUAAAAGAUUUAAUAAAAGAUAUUUAUUAAUUA